UUAUGUAGCUGAAAUUGUGAUAUUUAUACACCAGGAUAACUGUGAUUAAACGGAGCUAGAUUUUAAUAAACAACGACUAGCAUUUUGUUCACAUUUUACACUAAUUUUUCAAUGUGUCUGACUCUUAAAAUUAGGUUUCAGGUUUAUUAUCUCAACAAAUUUAUGGCUUAAAACGUUAUCAAAUUUGCCAGAUUUUUAAAACAUUAUCAAAUUUGCCAGAUUUUAAGGUCUUUAAAAUGGCACCAAGUUUGGUACAUGCCUCAGAUAUGUCAUACAAUUAUAGAAUUGGUACUAUGCAUUUGCGUUUUUUGCAUUUGUAAUAAAAAAUUUGAAUAACUGAUCACUUUCCUGUUCCUGUUUAAGGUUCUUUUCAUUAUUUUAGAUCUAAUUAAUAAUAGAUGAAAGAUGAUAAUUAUUUACACCAUCUGACGUUUCCUAAUGUUAUCACAUGACUCUUGUUUAUAUCACAUGAAAUAAUACUGGUUCAAAAUUAUUUGCUCGUAAGAUGAGAUUUAUCUCAGUUGUUGAUGAUUUAUCACAUUUGAACUCUAUCCUGAGAAUGUGUAUCGGGUACAAACUGCCGAUAUAUCUGCUGUUUGUGACUUUAAUAGGCUUAUCAGCUCAGUAUGCCCCAAACUGGGCUUCUCUGGACACAAGACCUUUGCCGAACUGGUAUGACGAGGGGAAGAUUGGUAUUUUUGUAGUAUGGGGCUUGUACGCGGUCCCUGCCCUCCAGAAUGAGUGGUUCUGGGAAAUGUGGCAUGAUCAGCACAAUGAGGAAAUCGUUAAAUACAUGCAAGACAAUUACAAACCUGAUUUCACAUACCAGGACUUUGCUGCUGAGUUUACUGCUGAUCUGUUUGAUCCAGAGGAUUGGGCGGAUAUAUUUAAUGCUUCCGGGGCAAAGUAAGCUCUUGUAAUGUGUUUCUGUAUCUGUGUACUCAAUCUUGAAUAUUUUAUGUCUGCUCUGUGAGAAAUAUGUAAAGUAUUAUAGUACAUCAGUGCUCCAUUGUGGCCUAAAUAGCAAGGUUGGGCACCCCACUACCCUUUUCCGGCACCCUACUGCUUUUUUACUAUACCCUGAAGUGCCCUUGUGAAUAUUUUAUGUUGGUUCUGUAAGAAAUAUGCAAAGUUGUAGUAUUCAUUAAACAUAGAGGGUACAUGUACAUUUUAUUUUGCAAUCUAUUUUAUUUGCUGCCACAUAAUAUGCCCUCAAGUCGGAUUUUCAGAACCACACCAAAGACACAUGGAUGGCUUGACAGAUGUUGGCCCUUAUAGGUACCUUUGUGUCAGU
This is a messenger RNA of Mya arenaria, 1294 nucleotides long. RefSeq names its product putative alpha-L-fucosidase. Gene Ontology annotation, biological process: fucose metabolic process; glycoside catabolic process. The transcript is spliced from 2 exons. The coding region runs from base 506 to 910 and encodes 134 amino acids. Gene Ontology annotation, cellular component: lysosome. The record is from RefSeq and is a predicted model, not a curated record. Lineage: Eukaryota; Metazoa; Mollusca; Bivalvia; Myida; Myidae. Gene Ontology annotation, molecular function: alpha-L-fucosidase activity.